This is a messenger RNA of Mus caroli (Ryukyu mouse), 3238 nucleotides long. The record is from RefSeq and is a predicted model, not a curated record. Lineage: Eukaryota; Metazoa; Chordata; Mammalia; Rodentia; Muridae.
AUGGAAAGAAAAACAAAGCAUAUCUCUCCUCUUCGAGAUACAGGGUCAUAUAAUCGGAGGUCUUUCAGACCUGCCUCAGAGAUGUUAAAAUCACUGACAGUCAAAUUCAACAAAGUGAAUCCCAUGGAAGGGAGAGCAGAGAAGAAACUCUGCCCCGACCCGAGCGGUCUUUCUCAGUCAACCAUAGCACAGGAACAUCAUCAGUUAGCCACUAUAGAACAUCAUCAGUUAGCCACUAUAGAACAUCGUCAGUUAGCCACUAUAGAACAUCGUCAGUUAGCCACUAUAGAACAUCGUCAGUUAGCCACUAUAGAACAUCNUCAGUUAGCCACUAUAGAACAUCGUCAGUUAGCCACUAUAGAACAUCGUCAGUUAGCCACUAUAGAACAUCGUCAGUUAGCCACUAUAGAACAUCGUCAGUUAGCCACUAUAGAUCAUCAGUUAGCCACUAUAGGAACAUCAUCAGGAGACUACCAAAGUGAAAAAGAACCUCUGAGGAGCAGGACACCAAUCACAUUUCAAAAGUCACACAGCAAAAAAGACAACAGCACUGGGGAAAACUCUCUCAGAGGUUUCACCACAAAUCCUGACCCUGAAUGUCCAGCAGAACUCACCAGAACAAUGACAGAGAUGGAGAAAACUAGGACUGGGGAAGAAAAGCCAGUCAGCUUUAAGACCAAAGUGCUUGAAACCUCAAUUAUAAAUGAAUAUACUGAUGCCCACCUACACAACCUAGUGGAAAGAAUGCGUGAAAGGACUGCUCUCUACAAGAAAACAUUGACAGAGGAAGAAAAUUUCCCAGAAGCGGAAGCCAGCUCUCAGACUGCAAUGUCUACAGAUAUAUCAGCAAAACAAGAGAACAAUUCGAAGCUAAAAGAACACCAAGACACGUUUUCUUUCAAACCCCAGAGAGUCCCAGUAAAAGAGUACCUAGGAAGAAUGAGACUUCCCAGAAGCAUAGACUCCUACACAGAUCGGGUCUAUCUCUUGUGGCUCCUGCUUGUCACCAUUGCGUAUAACUGGAACUGUUGGCUGCUACCUGUGCGCCUCGUCUUUCCAUGCCAAACACCAGAUAACAGGAACUACUGGAUUAUUACUGACAUCAUAUGUGAUAUCAUCUACCUUGGUGAUAUACUAUUGAUCCAGCCAAGACUCCAAUUUGUAAGAGGAGGAGAAAUUAUUGUAGAUUCAAAUGAGCUGAAGAGGAACUACAGGAGUUCUACAAAGUUUCGGAUGGAUGUGGCAUCUCUACUGCCAUUCGAAGUUCUCUACAUCUUCUUUGGAGUUAAUCCAGUAUUCAGAGCAAAUCGGAUAUUAAAGUACACUUCGUUCUUUGAGUUUAACCAUCACCUGGAGUCUAUAAUGGACAAAGCAUAUGUCUACAGAGUCAUCCGAACAACUGGCUACUUGCUGUUUCUCCUGCACAUUAACGCCUGUGUUUAUUACUGGGCUUCAGACUAUGAAGGAAUUGGCUCAACUAAAUGGGUCUAUAAUGGUGAAGGCAACAAAGAAAUGGCUGAUAAGAAUGUAAAGGGUGCUCAACAUUAUGAAUCAUCAGGAAAUAUAUAUCAAAACUACAACAUGGUAUCCUAUUGCCACAGGUAUCUGCGAUGCUUUUAUUGGGCAGUUCGAACUUUAAUUACUAUCGGGGGCCUUCCAGAGCCACAGACUUCAUUUGAAAUUGUUUUCCAAUUCUUGAAUUUUUUCUCUGGGGUUUUUGUUUUCUCCAGCUUAAUUGGUCAGAUGCGUGAUGUGAUUGGGGCAGCAACAGCCAAUCGGAACUACUUCCAAGCCUGCAUGGACCAUAUCAUUGCCUACAUGAACAAAUACUCUAUUCCUCCGAGUGUGCAGUAUAGAGUUCGGACUUGGCUGGAAUAUACAUGGAACUCGCAAAGAAUCCUAGAUGAGUCCAACUUGCUUGAGAACCUCCCAACAGCAAUGCAGUUGUCUAUUGCCCUUGACAUAAACUUCAGUAUCAUUGACAAGGUGGAGUUAUUCAAGGGCUGUGACACACAGAUGAUCUAUGACCUGCUGCUAAGAUUGAAAUCCACUAUUUAUUUACCUGGUGACUUUGUCUGCAAAAAGGGAGAAAUUGGAAAAGAAAUGUACAUCAUCAAACAUGGAGAAGUCCAAGUCCUUGGAGGCCCUGAUGGUGCUCAAGUUCUAGUUACUCUGAAAGCUGGGUCAGUGUUUGGAGAAAUAAGCCUUCUGGCAAAAGGAGGAGGAAACCGCCGGACAGCUGAUGUUGUGGCCCACGGAUUUGCCAAUCUUUUAACUCUGGACAAAAAGACUCUCCAAGAAAUUCUGCUGCAUUAUCCAACUUCUAAAAAGCUCCUCAUGAAGAAAGCCAAAAUUCUUUUAAGCCAGAAGGGAAAGACCACACAGGCAAUCCCUGCAAGAACAGGACCUGCCUUUCUUUUCCCACCAAAAGAAGAGACACCCCGAAUGCUUAAAGUUCUCUUAGGAAACACAGGAAAGGUGGACCUUGGAAGACUCCUUAAAGGAAAGAGAAAAACAACCACUCAGAAAUAAAGGUGAAAGUUCCAAAGGAAGAAGAAGAGGAGGAAAAGAAUAUGAAGACAAAGCAGAGCUAGCAGAAAAAGAAGAAAAAAAACCCACUGGAUGGGUCUAAAGGCACACUAAGUUCUAUUACAGUGGAGGAAAUGCCCCAAUCAAUUAAUUAGGCAGUUUUUCCCAGAGGACAUGCCUAUCAAUCGAUCAUCAGCAACAUGGCUCCUGCUACUGAGACUGGGGAAGAGAUUCUGACUAUCAAAGUCAAGAAAAGGGCUAAGCAAUAAGUGUUUGAUUAUCUUUAAGUGUAAUCUAGCUCAUUUCCAGAGAGAUUCCUGGAAACUGUAGCUUAAAUUAACGAGGGAAACAAACCUCACUGGGACCCUGGGAAACUGCAGGCAAAUCCUUAGCUUCACUUCCAGGAGUCGGAUUCAUCAAUAAGACUGUUAAAAACAAUCCUCUUAUCCACUGUCAGCAAAUUUGAGCAAUUGAUAUUUCUUUUAAAUGUCUGCAGUAGAUAAUUUAUCUUCUUUCCUGAUGAAAUUUCCUUGUUCCACUUUGGUAAACUUGAUUUUUAUGCUACUGUGAUUCACUGUCCUUCCUGCUUACGUUUUUGUGGUAUAUAAUUUCCGGCAAAGCACUUUGUUCAAAUGUCCAAAGUAGACUCUUCUGUCCGAGGUAGACUCAUCUUACUUCUUAUGAAUAGUGAAAGGGUGUGAAAUUUUUA